Messenger RNA from Zingiber officinale, 408 nucleotides. Its product is annotated as serine/threonine protein phosphatase 2A 57 kDa regulatory subunit B' beta isoform-like. The record is from RefSeq and is a predicted model, not a curated record. The transcript is spliced from 2 exons. Bases 1 to 408 code for a protein of 135 amino acids. Gene Ontology annotation, cellular component: protein phosphatase type 2A complex. Gene Ontology annotation, molecular function: protein phosphatase regulator activity. Gene Ontology annotation, biological process: signal transduction. Lineage: Eukaryota; Viridiplantae; Streptophyta; Magnoliopsida; Zingiberales; Zingiberaceae.
AUGAGAAGUAACGGAGUGAAGCCGAGGGAAGUGGACUUCAAUGCAACGCAAAGGGUGCAUGGAGAGGAGUCACAGGCUCGAGUGCAUCUAAGGGAUAAAGGCGCCGAUCCCAGCUCCCCCUGCCAACUGCACUCCUCCCCAACCCCCGGUGCCGUCCCGCAAAUCGAAUCCCUCCCGCUCUUCCCCAAUGUGCCUUUUCUUGAGCGCCAGGCGCUCUUUCUCGGCAAGCGGAUCUGCUCUGUGCUCUUCGACUUCUCUGACACGCUCAAGUCGGCCCGCGAGAAGGAGGUGAAGCGGCAGACGCUGUCGGAGCUCGUCGACUUCGUGCAAUCCGGCUCCGACCGGCUCAAUGAGCAGGUACAGGAAGAGCUCGUCCGACUGUGUCUUCAUAAGAUCGACUCGGUGUGA